This is a messenger RNA of Elgaria multicarinata webbii, 347 nucleotides long. Its product is annotated as ATP synthase subunit g, mitochondrial-like. Gene Ontology annotation, biological process: proton motive force-driven ATP synthesis. The record is from RefSeq and is a predicted model, not a curated record. Bases 13 to 336 code for a protein of 107 amino acids. The transcript has a single exon. NCBI's taxonomy places the organism in Eukaryota, Metazoa, Chordata, Lepidosauria, Squamata, Anguidae. Gene Ontology annotation, molecular function: proton-transporting ATP synthase activity, rotational mechanism.
CUUGGCUCCGGCAUGGUGCAGGCCACACAGAAGCUGGUCAAGGCUGUCACCACCAAAGGCCCCCAAUUCAUCUCCACUGCUAUCACUUAUUCAAGGCCUCAUCUGGCCACUUUCUGGUACUAUGCCAGCGUUGAACUGGCUCCUCCAACUCCUGCUGAAUUUCCUAAGGCCAUUGACAGCAUGAAAGCACUGGUGAAGGGCUUCCAGUCUGGUCGCCUUACACAACUCACUGUCAAGGAAGCCCUGAGGAAUGGUUUGGUGGCUACUGAGGUGUUGAUGUGGUUUUACAUUGGUGAAAUCAUAGGCAAACAUGCCCUGGUUGGAUAUGAUGUCUGAAAGCCUUUCUG